CUAUCCGCAAAUUCCACUACUCUAGCUUUUAAAAAAUUUGAUACAUGGAAUCUGGAUCUGAAACUUGUACACAUCAAAACAAUUCCGGCCGAUGCCACUGAUCAUGAUCUCCUUUUUCGAUGCUGAAGUGUUAUGGAAUUCGAAAAAAAUGGACAAACAAGCCUGGAUAUGGAAUAAUAUUUUAAACUCCAGUUAUCUUCCCAACAAGGCCCUCCCCACGCAGGAUUUUGACUCCAACACAACCCUGCCAUUGACCCUCAAUCCGAACUACACGGAGAAAGCCUUCACCAUCCAGUCGGAUGAAUUCCCCCCGGGUCGCAACAAGAUCAUCCACCACUUUGGCGUCGUGGCCAAAGUGCUCUUCUCCCUGCUGCCCCAGUCGCCCUACACCGGCAUCUUCAAAGGGAUGAGCGAGAACAUCGGCCUGGUCCGUUUAUCCUGGCUGAACUUGGAUAUGACGGCGAUUAUUCCCGGUUUUGCCAUGAAGAUCUUCAUUGAUGGACAGGCAUCGGUGAAUAUGUUCGCGCAGGACAUGGUCACCGGAUUGGCUGGCCAGGGAUCCAAUCACAACUUUUUCUUGCAUAACUUUAGCAAUUGGAUACCCAUUCCCAGUAGUCUCAGUCCGAUGACGGAAAAUUUGGUCAAUGCAUCGCGACAGACGAUUAAAAUUUUGCCCGGUGGUCCGUGCAAUCAGCCGCUGGAUGAGAAUAAAUUGCCCUUUUUGUCGGCUGCCUCAGUACAGCAAGAUGGGCAGAGCGUGAGUUAUCCGUAUCCGCCGCUGAUCUACACGCUGGUGCCCAAUCCGGAUAACGCUGAGCCGGCCAAUGACACGACGGAUUUUCGAGUGAAUUUGGCGAAAAUUCCGGCCGGACGCUUAUUGUAUGCUGUGUACGCCAGGCCGACGCAAAACGCGACGGACCAGCUGAUUGGUCAAGUCACUUUAGAGACACAGUUUGUGGCGUCCGAUUAUGGUGAUAAUCAUCUGUUGUUCCAGCAUCCUUUCAAGCGGUGUUGAUGUCCCGUCUGCGAUUUUUUAUACUUAUUUUAAUUUUCUGAAACUUUUGUUAAUAUUAUUUAAUUUUGCGUUUACAUGUUGGAAAUGCUCAUGAAAUUUAAAAACUUUUAUGCACUUUGUACGAGAAAACAAAAUCAUUAAUGAUUCGAUACCUGUACACUGUACAGAGAAAACAAAACGAAUG
Paramacrobiotus metropolitanus is the source of this 1199-nucleotide messenger RNA. RefSeq lists its product as uncharacterized. The record is from RefSeq and is a predicted model, not a curated record. The transcript is spliced from 2 exons. Bases 92 to 1015 code for a protein of 307 amino acids. NCBI's taxonomy places the organism in Eukaryota, Metazoa, Tardigrada, Eutardigrada, Parachela, Macrobiotidae.